AUGAAACCUCUCAGCAGCGCAACACAUCCUCUGAAAUUGGGCUAUAUCUUUGGAACAAAGCACUAUCCUUCGACUUCAUAUAUGUACUUUUUCCUACUGGAGAAUUUGCUCAAAACGAUCGAAUUCAGUCGCCUUCGUAAGCAGUAUAAGUCACCUAAUAUUAGUCGAUCAGCAGCCACUCUUCUUCGAAAACAUAUGGAUAACUUAGUGCGUGGACCAGCUCGCGCUACUAAAGCACCUCCUACAGUGAUUUGUUACAUAUGCGGUCGACAGUUCGGAUCUCGAAGUAUCGAGAUACAUAUCCCUCAAUGUUUGAAGAAAUGGGAGCUCGAGAACGAACGACUGCCGAAAUCUAGACGUCGACCACCUCCACCCAGGCCAGAUUGUUUCACCGAGCAAGGUACAAUCCUUGGGACAGUCGAUAAGUACGCAGUGAAUGAAGCUGCAUGGACAGCUUCUCAAGCUGCAUUGGUAGCAUGUGAACACUGUGGGCGCACCUUC
Molecule: messenger RNA, 501 nt
Organism: Anisakis simplex (herring worm)
Lineage: Eukaryota; Metazoa; Nematoda; Chromadorea; Rhabditida; Anisakidae
Source: the annotation of a GenBank genome assembly